GUGUCUUUCAAGUUCCUGCAAUGGUACCAACUGAGCGCUGAGGGGUCAUCAAUUCAUCGGUCAUCUGAAUAACAAACGACAAGCCAAACUGUAUAUCUGCCGCAGACGGCCAUCAAACCUUUACCAUUAAGUUGAAUCCAGGUUCCAAGCAUGUCCAGGAAUAUCCUCCUCCACCCAACCCUGCCGUCCUCGACCCAACUAGCGCUAAGACGCGCAGGUUACGAAACACUCGACGAUCUAUCCAGCACUUCCGCGGAAGCUCUUUCUAAGGGUACGUAGCAUGUUAAUUUCCGCCGACCUGGUUGGAAGAAAAUAUGACCCCGCAGAACUGGGGAUUGAUAUUUCCGACUCGCAAUCCAUAAUCACCGCAUCACAGCGGCCUCCAGGACCGACUUUGAGUCAAUCCUUGGCUUCUUUGAUAUCUAGAUCGCAGAGUCUUGCGUGCAGCUACGCUGCUGUAAACACGGCACUCGGUGGCGGUCUUCCGAGGGGGCACAUACUAGAAAUAUCUGGACCCCCCGGCAGUUUCAAAGAAACCCUUGCACUAGAUUAUGCUCGAAUUUUCGUCGAGGCAAACGAGGAAGUUAUAUUCAUUGAUACCCAGAAUAUGACAAGUCUUGCCACGAUCAAGAAAACCUUCCACAACUCCUCUGCGGCUACCGACUACCAGAAUCUCGUUCGCUAUACACACCUUCAUACCCUCCCGGAUCUAAUGCUAUUCAUACACAACCUACUAUCAGAAAUUCAUGCAAAGACGGGGCUUCUCGUUCUCAAUUCAAUUUCAUUUCCGUUCCUAUCUCAUCCAGAUAUUCAGUCCUCUAAACGGACAGCGCUGUUGGAGAAGAUCCAUCAGGUAUUUUUGCAAGCAAGUGCAUUGAAUAAUCUGACAAUUAUCACAACCUCCCAAAUGUCAACGAAAUUGCUCAAUGCUGACGGCUCUCCUGGAAACUUUGAGACAGGAGCAAAAGCUGUGAUGGCACCACAGCUAGGUUCAACUUACCUACCGGCCGGCCGAUCCUAUCGAUUGGCAAUUGUGCCUGAAUCUCGAACAACUGGGCAAGACAAGGUUCACUCAGAUGAUAUCUAGUGCUAAAUUUCUGUGACAGAGCAGUACAGCUUCUUUCAUCUCCUACGCACCCUUCAGGACAGGCCCGGCACCAAUAUGAUCUAUCACAUCAUGGAGCAUGAAGCAUUUUCCACCGUUCACGGAUCUUGGUAUCCAUC
Molecule: messenger RNA, 1224 nt
Organism: Suillus fuscotomentosus
Lineage: Eukaryota; Fungi; Basidiomycota; Agaricomycetes; Boletales; Suillaceae
Exons: 7
Coding region: 281-1087 (268 amino acids)
Biological process (GO): meiotic DNA recombinase assembly; reciprocal meiotic recombination
Cellular component (GO): replication fork; Rad51B-Rad51C-Rad51D-XRCC2 complex; Rad51C-XRCC3 complex
Molecular function (GO): crossover junction DNA endonuclease activity; four-way junction DNA binding
Source: RefSeq, a predicted model, not a curated record